Messenger RNA from Benincasa hispida (wax gourd), 1154 nucleotides. NCBI's taxonomy places the organism in Eukaryota, Viridiplantae, Streptophyta, Magnoliopsida, Cucurbitales, Cucurbitaceae. The record is from RefSeq and is a predicted model, not a curated record.
GAAAAAAAAAAUAGCCCCCUCCCUCUCUUUCUCUCUCUAAAAUCCCAGAGAGAGAAAGCUCGCCGGCCGGUAAAAAUGGUGGAAAAGCGAUUUGCCUUGCUGCUAUGUGCAGAGGAUUCAGACUACGUCAAAAAGAAAUACGGAGGGUAUUUUGGGGUUUUCCUCAGAAUGUUGGGCGAAGAAGGCGAAAUUUGGGACUCUUAUAGAGUCGCCGCCGGUCACUUCCCCGACGACGCCGAUAUCGGAAUCUACGACGGGUUCGUCGUCACCGGUAGUUGCAGCGACGCCCAUUCUAAUGAUCCUUGGAUCUGUCAGCUUCUUCUUUUGUUAAAGAAGUUGAAUGCCUUGAAGAAAAAGGUCCUCGGAAUUUGCUUCGGCCACCAGGUUUUGUGCCGUGCAUUGGGGGGAAAGACUGGGAGGGCCCACUCAGGCUGGGACAUUGGAAUCACGACCAUACACGUUUCGCAAUCCACAAAAGCCUUCUCAUCUUUAAAGAUCCCAUCAACGUUAUCGGUGAUCGAAUGCCACCGAGAUGAGGUCCGGGAGCUUCCAUCAAAGGCUGAAGUGAUCGGAUGGUCAGAAAAGACUGGGAUCGAAAUGUUCAAGUAUGGGGACCACAUGAUGGGCAUCCAGGGCCAUCCUGAGUACACCAUGGACAUUCUUUUGCACCUCAUUGACCGUCUUGUCCAACAUAAUUUGAUCAUGGAAACAUAUGGCAAGGAGUUGAAGGUUAAAGUGGAAAAAGGAGAGCCAAAUAGAGAGGCAUGAAGAAGCUGUGCAUCAACUUUCUCAAAGGAACAUCUCAUGAUAAAUAAUAAUUAUAAUAUUAUAACAUUUUAGAUAAAUUAAAGAGAUAGAGAGAGAGAGAGAGGAGAGUAGAGAGAAUAUGUAUAUAAGAAAUAUACAUGAAGAAAUCCAAAUGAAGCAGAUUGAAUAAUAGGAAGGAGGCAGGAAAAUAAUUUCUUUCAACUUAGGGAUGAAUUUGUAAUUUUCUUUUUCUUUUUCUUUAGGGUUUAAAGAUUAAAUGGUGGGUCUCUAAGUUAAAACUUGUUUUAGGGUUUUUAUUUCCAAUUGUCAAACUUAUCAUGAUCCAUUUUGUUAAAUGGGAGGUUCAUUUUUCACCCAUAUCCUUUGGCAAUGUUAUACUUUCCUUC